This is a messenger RNA of Fusarium coffeatum, 1119 nucleotides long. RefSeq lists its product as uncharacterized. The transcript has 2 exons. The record is from RefSeq and is a predicted model, not a curated record. Lineage: Eukaryota; Fungi; Ascomycota; Sordariomycetes; Hypocreales; Nectriaceae. Bases 1 to 1119 code for a protein of 372 amino acids.
AUGGCGCAAACACAACCCCCGACCUUCAUCAACCUCCCUCCUCCGGGCUCUAGGCCAGAGACUCCAUCUGAGAUGCCCGGCACUCCCACAAGCACGACCACAUCUCUUUCGGCGUUAUCGACUACCGCGAUCAAGGAUGGCCAUCGUGGCCACUUCCCUCAAGGUCCCCUCAGUCGCGGCCAUCAGCAUAAUCCUUCUACCCAAAGCCUCGAGGCUGAGCGUGCUGACCGUAUCUCCCGCCUUGCUGGUCUCGAGAGGGUUUCAACACUGCGAGCACCCCCUUAUGCGAACGCUCCUGGAGCUUCGUCUGCCUCACCACAGACCACCCCGACCUCAACAACUGGAUUCCCGCCGAACUAUCCUCCUACCCAACACUUGACGCCUGCAUACUUCGACAGCAAUGGACAGCCUGUUGCCGUGACCAAGAUGAGCACUGUGGGAACAGCGAGCGCAACUGAGAGUCACGUUGGUGAUGGUGAUGAUCUGCGCACAACUGCUGGCGAGCGAGAUGAGGACAUGUUUAGCACUGACACCAACUAUCGUGAAGCUGAGUCGGUUACAAGUAUGGGUGGCUACCCCGAUGCUAUGGAUGAGGAUCUUGAUGGUGCUACUGCUCGCUCUGUCGGUGGUUAUGAUGAUCGCAUGAGCGACGAUGGGUCCGCUUCUCUGGUGGGCUUUGGUGAGGGCGCAGGGAGCACUGUAUCCGGACCUAUCUACCACCGUCGAACGGCCCCCCAAGCUUGGGGUCUAGAGAGAACCAACUCGGGACUAAGCGACAUUCGACGCGAUCGCGACACUCAUAUGGGUGGCGACACUCCUGUGAGCGUCUCAGCUCUACAGGAGCGUCGUGAUGCUCGUAUGAUGGAUGGUGUCGCAACGGAUCCAAACCCGGGACAAGCGACAGAGAACGACUCUUUCGUCGACACUACCUUCCGUGGACCUGUCACUACAUCACAAUCACAAUCACAGGCCGGUGCUGCCCAGGAGGCAGCGGAGCGAAUUGUGCAGAGAUUGGACAGAGGUGAGACAAGAGCUCCUGCCUCUGGUCUUGUAGGGCCUGGACGAGGCGACGAACCAUUGGGCAAGUUCUAUUUUGAGGGCGAAAAGCGCGAGGAUUAA